This is a messenger RNA of Zootoca vivipara (common lizard), 2819 nucleotides long. It is a transcript of the gene LTAP1, whose product is annotated as lipid transport auxiliary protein 1. Gene Ontology annotation, biological process: phagocytosis. NCBI's taxonomy places the organism in Eukaryota, Metazoa, Chordata, Lepidosauria, Squamata, Lacertidae. The record is from RefSeq and is a predicted model, not a curated record.
GCGCCCGCCAUGUUGUGUGGCCCUUUCGGGCGGCCGGGCCAGGCCAGGCGCCAGGGCCGGGGAUGGCGGCGUCCUCCACCUCCUCUUCCUCGUCGCCGUCCUCCUCCUCCCCCCCUCCCCAGUCCAGCAACUGGCUCUCCGGGGUGAACGUGGUGCUGAUCAUGGCCUACGGGAGCCUGGUCUUUGUGCUACUCUUCAUAUUUGUCAAGAGGCAGAUCAUGCGCUUCGCCAUGAAGUCCCGCCGUGGCCCCCAUGUGCCAGUUGGGCAGCACGCGCCAAAGGGCCUGAAGGAGGAGAUUGACAUCCGACUAUCGCGGGUUCAGGACAUCAAGUAUGAGCCCCGGCUGCUGUCCCACGACGACACUCGCCUCCUUCAACUGGAGUCGCCUCGAAGCCCAUUUUGCUAUAACUACAUGUACAGGAUGAAGGCCUUGGACGCUAUCAGGGACUCAGAGAUCCCCUUCUCCUCUGAAGGCAGGCACCCCAGAUCCUUGAUCGGGAAGAACUUCCGCGCCUACCUGGUGGACCUUCGGAACUCCAGCACCCCCUUCAAAGGUGUCCGCAAGACUUUGAUUGACAUACUCCUGGAUGGGUAUGAGAGUGCCCGUUACGGCACAGGGACUUUCGGGAGGACAGAAUUCCUCAAGUACCAGGAAGCUCUGUAUGAGCUGGCGGCAAUCAUCAAGGCCCGAGGAGGCAGCAGCCAGAGGCAGCACCAGUCCGCAGCCAAGGACCUGACCCUCUCGCCUGACCUUUCCGGCCCAACCACCAUCCAGGUCACCUACUUGCCCUCCAGCCAGAAGAGCAAGAGAGCCAAGCACUUCCUGGAGCUCAAGAGCUUUAAGGACAACUACAACACUCUGGAGAGCACCCUGUGAUCCUCACCCUCGAUGCACAACAGGGCGAGGGCUUUCUCCCUUCUCAGUGGGGCUGGCCUGCUGUCGGUUGGCCCGCCAGGACCAAGAAGACUCUUCUCACCCUGCCUCUCUUUUUUGGCUUGUGCGCUUGGCCUGCCAUUAGCUGCUGCCAGGUGGCAUUUCGGUGGACAGUCCAAUGCGAAGCAUGUUGCUGCUUUGGGGUGGGGAGCGACUUGAGUUUUCCCUUCCCUCUGCCACCCCGUGUGGUCUUGUAAAUAUAUCAGUCAGUUACCUCUUUUAUUUAUUUAAAAAGACUCAACCUCCCAGGCAUGCCUCUCUCUCCCUACUGCCCGCCGAAGGCGCCGAGAAAGAGCAGAGGGGCUUCUUUUAGUCAUUUCAUUAAUUCUGGCACCUCGUCCUCCAUCCUCUUUCACCAUGGGGACAUUGUUUCUGUCCUUUCCCCCCUUUUCCAAUAUCAUUUCCUUCCCUCCAUUCUUCCCCAUCUCUACCUUCCAGCCAGCGAGGAAAUAGUGAAGGUCCACACCCACGAGCACAAGAGGCGGUUGGGUUGUAAAACAGCCACAUUGGGGCCGCUGUUUUUCUGCAGUGCCGUUUUGGAGCGUCGCGACGAAAUGGCUGCUUACCGCCGUGGGUCAGGCCGGGGCCCAUUUCCCUUUUUGUCUACUUGCCGUCGAUGCGCUGGAACGUCAGUGUCCCCAACCCCAACACGACUGAGGGGGUGUCCCGUUCCCCCCGCCAAGCUGGGUCUCGGCACAACAAGCCUUGCUCGCCCCUCUUCAGCCUUGAGGGGCGGGCAGGGGCAGAGAGAGAGAGCUGGACUGUCCUUGUCUGUUUCUGAAAACGUCUCUUUAAUAAAGCAGACACUUGCACAGCCAUGGGCUCCUGGUUAUCUCUUAUGCAAAAGAGCAGUGCUGACUUGGACGAAGUUCCCGGGCCCAUCUCUUCUCUGUCUCCAGGAACUUUGAGUCACACCUGGAAGGGCCUCCUAGGAUAUGCACCCCGUUGCCAUUGAAAAAGAUUCCCCGCAUCUGCUUUUAAAAGACACAAGUGUUGACUGGUUCCUACUUCAAGGAGAGAGAAAGCCAGCAAGAAGAGCACAGCAAAGCUAAGGACUAGAGAGGGACUUCCCCAUGGCUGCAUGAGAUUUGAAGGUGGGAGAGAGAGAGAGAGAGACUUUGUUGCCCUCACACAAGCACAUAUGCUUUCUUCCUUGUUCUCUGGGACUUCAAACUCCCAAUCUUGGGGCUGUGUCAUCCUAAGCCCACAUGGUUUGUGUUGCUCUGGGGUAUAUCAAGGGUAAGGGGGCUGUGGCCCUCUACAUGCUGUUAGACUACAACUCCCAUCAUCCCCAACCAUGCCGGCGGGAAAUGUAGUCCAACAAUAUGGAGGGCCACAGGCUCCCCUUCCCUGCUUUAAUAUGCAUUUAAUAUGUGAUUCCUGAUUGGUUGGGACAUGUGUCUAGUUCAGGGGCUUCCUAUGGCCUUCCUCCAGAUGUUGCUAGACUCCCAACUCCCAUCAUCUCUGCCUGAGUCUAAUGGGAGUUUGAGUCCAACACCAUCUGGAAGGAGGACCACAGGUUGUCACCCCUCCAUCCCUGCUGUAUCAAAGUAAAGGCCAGAUUUCCACCCUCGUCAGUUUUGAAUGUUUUCGCUCAGGGGCCUUUUCUGUUCAGCAUCAAUAACUGAAUUUAAUACUCCGUGGAAAUUUGCAUCAUAUUUCAACAAAUCCCUUCUUCAAAAUUCACACUGCUCCCAAAUUUUGAAAUAUCCUCUGGCCCAGGAAUUUAGACGAAACUGCAUAUACUGGGAGGGUGCAUUUUAAAAAAAUGCCUGUAUUAGUGAUGGUAACCUACACAAAUGCAUUGUAUUUGGGGAAAAUGUGCUUUGCAAAGUUAUAUAGAAAUGUGUGUAUUUUAGGAGAAAUAAAUGCCAGUUUUCAUGA